AUCUGAAUGUUUGCAUUACUCGCUCAUAUCUCACCCAACUCUUUAGGUUUUUUUGUGAUCAAAAAGGACACAAGAAGUACACUACUUUUGGAUACAUAUCGAUCAUGGGUGUUCUUGCAGUAAUGGCGAAACAUUUGGAUGCAAUAAUCGGGCCUGGGGUGAUGCUUCUUUAUCCUCUGUAUGCUUCACUGCGUGCCAUAGAAACUCCUUCAGCCCUGGAUGACCAACAAUGGCUCACAUAUUGGAUCAUUUACUCACUCGUAACCCUAUUUGAGCUCUCCUCUUAUAAAAUCCUUUCUUGGCUUCCGUUUUGGCCAUACAUGAAGAUUGUUUUCUGUGCCUGGUUGGUGCUGCCCGUCUUCAACGGGGCAGCUUAUAUCUAUGACACACACCUGAGGAAAUAUGUGAAGAUGGGUGUAGCAGUUGGUGGUGGCAGCAGCAGCAAGUAUACAGAGGAUCAAAGGAAGGUACUGCAGAUGAUGAGCCUGGACGCCAGGAAAUCAGUCAUUCAGUAUGUUGACAAAUAUGGAUGGGAGGGUGUGGAGCGAGCAAUCAGAGCGGCUGAACGAGAAGCAAAGAAGCGAUGAAUUUCAACAACAAUUUCGUUUCUGUUUCUGUACAAAUUAUAUAUUUCAAGCGAAUGUUCCUUUUUAUUUGUUUUAUCUGUUAAUUUCCACAGCUUAAAUGAUGUUUACAUAUACAAUAACAAAAAUAUGUAUAUAUGUAGGUGCUGAAAAUUGCCAAUUACUUGUUGAUUAGUUUCUAGAAGAGAUUGUGCAUGGUUGUAAUCGAAAUUUGUAAUAUUAUUGUAAACAAUGUGAAGGCCUGUAUUUGUUUUUUGUGCACAUUUUUGCUGCAUAAACCUUCCAAACAAUU
Messenger RNA from Rubroshorea leprosula, 876 nucleotides. Lineage: Eukaryota; Viridiplantae; Streptophyta; Magnoliopsida; Malvales; Dipterocarpaceae. The record is from the annotation of a GenBank genome assembly.